UAUUUUACGUGUCUCAAUUAUAUCUUUUAACUUUUUAUAUUUAAAUUUAGAAAAUAUUUUAGACGUGUGAGUAAAUAAUGCUCAACAGAGCAAUUGCUGAACCCGUGUUCAUGCGUCCUAGCGAUGCGCUAGUGCAUGUUUGUUUCACGUUUUGGGAGGAGCUUUCAUCAGCUGCAGGCGACGAUCAAGAUAGCAAAAUGUCUGCCACUACGAACAUCGCAAGGUUUGAGGAUGAGAUGAACAAUAUCCCUCUCGCUGACGAAGAUGCUCAAGAUGAAAGCGACACAUCUGUUUCAGCUUGCAGUGCGAUGGGAACUCAGAGCAUAGAGUCUAUCCCAUCCACUUAUACCAAUGGCAGCAGCAGCCCUGCGCUAACCUCCCUGGAUCCGGACAUGAGCCCCGAUGAAGCCGAAGAGAAAGCCAGGCUGAUUUCACAAGUACUAGAACUCCAGAAUACACUUGAUGACCUCUCCCAGCGUGUGGAUAGUGUGAAGGAAGAGAACUUGAAGCUCAAGUCCGAGAACCAAGUCUUGGGGCAGUACAUCGAAAACCUCAUGUCUGCCUCCAGUGUGUUCCAGUCCACUUCACCAAAGACCAAGAAGAAGUGAACAAUGUAUGCAGGAUUGCCGUGUACGUUGAAAAAAAAAAGGCACUGCUGCUGCUGUUCCUGCUUAGCGAUGCGUAAAUGAGGACACAAUGCACACUGGGGAACCGGUGCUGACCCCACACAAUCGGCCAUUUUAAUUAUGCUUUGAUGUUGCCUUUCCGAGUCCCGCUGUCCUUUUAGUCUUACUGCUGUCAAUUGCAAUGUCUGUAGUCAUCAGUGUGGACAAUUCAUCAAGGUGUGUAGCAACCUGGAAAGCUGGUAAUGUUUGUCAUGGAAAUUUUAAGGGCCCAGAAGAAAUCUCGAAAUACUGAGAGAUUACCAGGUGAAAGAAUAACUUUUAAUGUUUGGCGUGCCUGAUUCCCCACAAGGCUUUCUAAAUUAUUGACUGUGUUUCCAUCACAUUUGGUGUUGUUUCAGCUCUGAACUGCUGGACUAUGAUUAGAAAGGGCAUUUUCUAUGGAUGAAAUCUACGGAUAGUUUGCCACCGCACCACUCAUUAAAUUUUUGGAUAAAACCUGGAAAAGUCAGUAAAUGUUAAAAAGUGAUACGUAUUGCUAGAGAUGUUGCUUUAGUUACUGUGUCGACUCAUGCAAAAGCUGCACCUCUAACCGUAAUCAAUAACUUCAAGGAACAGUAAUUUAGUUUUACCUGUAUUUAAACUACCACAAACCUAGAGAGAUAAGGAAGCCAUCUUCCAAUGAAAAAAAACAGACUCCGCUUGGCUGUGUCGAGCCACAGCCAUAGUUGUAUGAAUGUAUGUUUUAUAGUAGCCAGUGUUAUCCAUCCCGGCCUAUGUGAGCAUAUAGGGCAUUGUGAUCUAAAGAAAAAAGUGCACACUUUCAGAAAAGAAUCUCUGCGAGCACGAGUAUGUGUGCAUUACCUACACAACCUUUCACAGAAAAUUUUGAAAAUAAUGAAGGUGGUGCUAUUAUAACGUGAUGUACCAUAUAUAACGUGAUGCAGACAGUGACACAAGAUAGGGAAUUUUUGCACCUUGGAGAAUAAUAGAACUCGCAAGUUCAGCGAAACUGAGUGUAUGCCCAUGUUUUUUGCUCGUGGCAUGACUUGUCAAGUUCUCGUUUAAGUUAUUGGAAAUUGACACUCUGUAUGCGGGCUGGCAGAAGCAAAAAAAAAAAUAGGGCAUUGACCUUCGUGACUGAAACUUUACCGAAAAGUUUACAUGGCGAGUAAAUGUAAAUCUUGUUCCACGCCCAUAUUCAUUGAUAGCAGGCAUUAUUGACAAAGAGAUGAUGGUAAAUGCUCCAUAGGCAACCAGCAGAGACUGAAAAUCUCCAAUGUGAUGCAUUUUACUAGGACCUUACACUAGAGUGUAACAUAAUUUUUCAGCAAAAAUCAGGAGAGUGUUUGGUGUUUUCUUCGGCACACCUUAAGUCAUAGGCCAAAAAAUUCACAUCUGAUUUUUAAUUAAAGACCAGAACAUUCAAUGGAGGAAAGAGUGUAACCUGACUGGGGUAGCAGUUUCAGUGUUGGGCAGAGCACGCAUGUCUGCUUGUUAGAGGUUCAUUACAUUGCAGAAAUGCACUUUAUUUCAGCUGCUAGAGAUGUUAUUAGUUGUACAUUUCUGUUAUGUCACUUAAUACAUGCCUUUCUGGCUGGCUGAAGCAUAGUGCCGCCAUUUAAUAGCAUUCCAUUCCACAACUUAAGAACGCUGUAGUCAACCUUGAAGACAAUACACCCUUUGAGGUGAUUACUAUUAUAGUAUCCUGCUAAAGUUACUAGAGUGAAAUCUCGCGCUGUCAUCGUAAGAAACUCUAUAGGCACUGCAGUCAUUGAAACACUACAACACUGAUGGGGGGUACCAUACACUUUUGUACAAUUCGGACAUGGCUUAAUUAAAAAAAGCAAACAGGCUUCUGUCAUUGUUCUUUUUGGCUCAAGUAGAGAAACAGUUUUUUAAAGCAGUAGAGUCUUUCACCUUGACAACUAGUUAUGUCAUUUCUAAUGUAUGACACUUGUUGUUUACACAGCAAUUUUUAUUUGAAAUGUUCCGAAAACAGUGGUAGAAAUUGGAGGGUAACUGAAGCAAAUCAUUGCCAUGCAGCAAAACUGCCUAAACACAUACUUGGAAGGUUGUUCAAAGCCAAAGGCAGAAAGUUUAGACAAACUUAUGUACUACCCGUCAGUCCUAUGCUGGAUGCAGCGCUGCACUGAUGUCUUGCAAAGCUGCUAGUAGCAGAUUUUCCUCUAGUAAGUUUAGUAUGAAGCUCCGAUUGCUAUUAACAGUAUGAACUGAUUAUUCAGGCAUUUGCAGCCGCUUAAAGCCACUCACUGCUGAAAGGUCUCUUCUGGUGUUACUAAUUGCCGUGCUUUGCUUCCAAGUUCAAACGCUGCUGGUAAUGGGCUUUCUCAAAUUGGACUAUGUGAGCUUCACCAUUCCCCUCUCGGCUUUGUGCGGUAACCAUUGCAGAUGGUGUUGGAAUGCUGAGAACAGACGAAACCAAAACUAAGAUGACUGGCAUACAGGUCUAUUCUGUGUCUCAAUUGAACAUCUAAGACCACUGGACAAACAUUUGUGGCCAGAUGAAGCCAGGUUGGAAAAUGAAAGAGUUUGCUGUGCAAAGUUCAACUUUUGUUGCUAUCAUGCUUCUUAUAAGGGUGGUUCUUAGUGUCGAUGCAUCCCGUUGACAGCUUCACUGACCAUCCUGCAGUAAAACGUUCAUGUAAUGCCAUGUUAGGCGGGAAGUUAUUUAGCAUACCAGGAAAAGGGCAAAGCUUGUUGCAUAAAAUGAGGUAUAUAGCGCAUUUCUCUACCCAUGACAUGCAUAUUGUUUUGAACUUUCUAUAGCAGUCUCUCUACAUCAUUCAUGCAUGCACAUGGGUGAAUCAAGUAAACGAGCAUGCUAAUAGAUUAAAAAAAAACGAUUGUGUGUGUGCAGUGUGCACGUACCAAAUGCAGGUGGCACACUUUUAGAGCAGCAAUACAGUUUGACUGCCGAUCCCCAUGGUCUCUACUUUUGUUCUCAACAAUAUAUAGAUGCUUUAUUGGUAAACUGUUCAGCACAUGUCUUCAUCCCUUCUUUGGAGUGUUCUUCUCCACAGUGUUAAGGGAAGCAGCUCUUUGUUUUUGAGAACAUUUGGAGCAAAUGAAUCUGCAGGUAGAAGAAAACUGUACUACAGGUUUUACUGCCAGUUGGCUGAACAUAUUUAGCUUGGCAUCAAGGACCAUGCCAUACAGCUUGUGUGUGCGCUGAAUACAGAACAUGUAUACCACACCACUCCUGCUUCACUGGCACAAACCAUGAUUUUUCUGCGUCUUGUGCAAAACACAAUUCUAGUCACAUAAAAAGUGCUUUAUGUUGCAGACCUCUGCAUUUUUUGUAUUGCUGCCUGUGUGAUCUCAAUAAAGACCACUACAUGCUGCAA
Molecule: messenger RNA, 3991 nt
Organism: Dermacentor silvarum
Lineage: Eukaryota; Metazoa; Arthropoda; Arachnida; Ixodida; Ixodidae
Product: short coiled-coil protein A
Exons: 5
Coding region: 78-608 (176 amino acids)
Cellular component (GO): trans-Golgi network
Source: RefSeq, a predicted model, not a curated record